Chilo suppressalis (striped riceborer) is the source of this 939-nucleotide messenger RNA. NCBI's taxonomy places the organism in Eukaryota, Metazoa, Arthropoda, Insecta, Lepidoptera, Crambidae. The record is from the annotation of a GenBank genome assembly.
GUCUGUGGCUGUAUAACCUCUUUUCGAAUCAUCAAGCUUUGUAUCGCAAGGCAACAAGAUGACGAACUCUAAGGGUUAUCGUCGUGGCACUAGGGACUUGUUCGCCCGCAGGUUCCGCACUCAUGGAAACAUCCCUUUGUCCACUUACAUGAAAGUGUACAAAAUUGGCGAUAUCGUUGAUAUCAGGGGAAAUGGUGCUGUUCAAAAGGGUAUGCCACACAAAGUUUACCAUGGCAAGACUGGUCGUGUUUAUAAUGUCACUGCCCAUGCUCUUGGCGUUAUUGUAAACAAAAGGGUGCGUGGUAGGAUUAUUCCCAAACGCAUCAACAUCCGUAUUGAGCAUGUCAAGCAUUCCAAGUGCAGACAGGACUUCCUCAAGCGUGUCAAGGAGAAUGAGCGACUUCUAAAAGAAGCAAAGGCGGCUGGCAAAGUUGUUAAGCUAAAAAGACAGCCUCAACCACCCAAGUCAGCCCACAUAGUUAGCGGACUUGAGAAGCCAGUGCUCUUGGCUCCCAUCCCAUAUGAGUUUGUAGCUUAAUAACAAUAAAAAUAUUAUAAGUGUUUGUUUGUUUCCUUUUUGUAACACCUCUAAAAAGCAAAAUCUUAAAGUAAUAAAUUAGAUUGUGACCAAAUUGUAACUGAUAAUGAUAAAUAUGUUUUCAUACUGCUUUAUCAUGAAAAAGUAUUAGAGCUAAAAAGUUCAGAAUUUUUAUUUAAAAUGUAGCAGUUAAUUGUUUAAAUAUUUGCCGUUUGUCUGGCUGCUUUCUAAUCAGACACAGAAAAUAAUAAAAAAGGAAAAUAAGCCCUCUGCAGCUGGGUUUACUAUUUAAAAUUUUGAAAAGUCCUGACAAAAAGCCGCACAUUUCGAUAAGUCUACAUUUUAGUCACAAAACGCAAACAUCACCCACUUAGUUACAGUGAUAUUAUACGCGUGGUAGC